CCCCCGCGAAAGGAAACGGCGAGUGGCCGCGUCUCGCGGGCCGGCGGUGGAAACGACGGCCCGUCGAAGCGACGCGAGUGUCGCGAUCCGCAGAUCUCGAAACGCGCGAUCUUCGUCGCUCUCGAGGCGUCGAGGUGAAACGAGAUCGAGCAUGCUCGCGCUCGACUUCUCCGACCGAGGCUUCGACGACGACGAUCGCCAAGGCGACGAAGCGAGUAUCGUCGACUGCGACGCGACGCCCUCUUUCGGCUCCCUCGACGACGCGAUCGAGAUCGUGACGUCUGCAAUAGCGCAGCACGACGCAAGGGGAUAGCUCCGCUAAGUCGUCGCCGCGAAACAAAAAGGUGCUAUGCCCAGCCGAAAAUUUUCGUUCGUUUAUCGUCGGGCCAUAGAUGGGGAAGCGGACUCAUUUUCGGCGAAUUUUGGCGAACGAUCGGCCGUCCGAUCGUUCGCCGAAGAUGACCCAAUGCGGCCGAGAAGGUUCCCAAAAUUGCGUGAGAUGGAGUCAAAUUGGUCCAGGUGGGGAGUCACCUCCUGGAUUCGACCGAAACGAGUCCCCUGUCCUUUUCGACACGGUUCCCUAAGGUUUCUCACUUAGAUCUCAGAGGAAGACGAUCGAAUUCCUUGAACCAUUUCUCUGAAGAUGUAACCUAGCCCUGGAAUGAGCCAGAAAAUUCCGGCCUGGAGGUCCGUGGGAGGAUCCUUCUACGCCCACGAUAGGCCACGCGACUGUUUUUCGCUCCACCGAAAGACAUUAGAAAGUUUUAUCACGUGUGAGGUGUGCCCGGUGUAGGACGCGAAACUUACUGCCCCGUAGAAAGCACUACCGUAUUGAAAGUUGCGUAGGCUGAAACCGCUACCGUGGUAAAAAUGGCGUACGUCGAUUCGCAAAGGUAGUAAAAUCCGCCUACGCAGGACCGACUAUCGUCACGCAAUCGUCACUACUGCGACCCGAGACUGUUUGCAAUGGGCUAGAGCAGGGGUGGCCAAAGUGCGGCUUUCACCGAGCGAAGUACCUUAGAAAACAUCCACUUUGACCAGCCUUGCGGAAGGGAUGUUGCUUGGGAUAUUCUCGGCGAUAGGAGUGUACCUGUGUAAGGUAUUCUGGUAAGGUAAGGCUCCUUCAUCUGGUAGAGACGAAGGAGCAGGAGGGGGCCAACGAAUGCAUUCUCAUCGCUCCGAGAUACAAAAGGUUGCAUGUGCACUUCAUGUCGGCUUUUUUCCUAUGCCUUUUCACAUUGUGAAAAGUCGGCUUACGGUUGGGGCACGUGCGAUUUCCCAACGAUGAGCCAAAGUCGGUCCAGCGAAGGGCCAACAGGACACGUCCGACUAUAAGCCGGUUUAAACCAACCAUAAGCCAACCGCAUGCCAGUGAUGGCUCAACUACGGCUCGUGGCCGCGUCGACGAAAAGUCAUCGAUGGCCCGAUGAAAAUUUUUUGCUGAAAAUUUUUUGACUGGGUGACGAUGAUGUCCCUACGAGAUCGUCGCGAGAGACGAUCGAAUGAGAUGACGACGACCGUGGUAGUUACGAUAGGGUAUCUCCGUGUCCGUUUCUGCGAUGCGAUCGCACCCACGGGGAUCGCGAUGAGGUAUUUUACGACGCCCGUGGCCACCUCGAGACCGCUUCCCCUCGGUCGCCCGAGCUCUGGAGCCUAUACGCUCGGGUGAGAGCCCUUUCGGAACGGAAGAUCCACCGGAAAGGAGAGGGGAAGUGAAAUUGACCGGUACGGAGCGCAUGCUCGUGCCUCGACGCGGCGAUACCAGACGCGGAUCUCGAUGAAUUCUUUCCGAAGAAAGAGAAAAGAGAGGAAAGGAAAUCCGUGAGGGAAGGCAUUCCCCGGAGACUCCCUCCUCUAUUUGGACAGACGAGGGAGGAACAAAGUUACGACCGUUCCCUCGACCCUCGUAUCGAGAGGAAGAAAGCAUCUCGUCGUGUACGGCACCUCGUCGCGAAUGCUCUCGGAAACGCGCGGACGUCUUCCUCCUCCGUUUCGGUCCCCUAGAAAUACGAGGUGGAGUUCCUCAUGCAUCAUCAUUGGGAGGACAAGCGGCUGGCCGUGAAGGAGAAGACGAACAGCAUCAGCAAGUAUCAGUACCUGAAUGCCAUCCAUCACUUGGAUCAACUCUGGAUCCCCGAUACCUAUUUCUUGAAACACGGAGAAUUCAAGUACCCUCCCGAUCCGGUCCACAUCGCCCUUCGCGUCUACCCGAACGGCACCAUCCUCUACAGCAUGAGGAAGCACCUGGUGCUGUCGUGCGAAGGAAACCUGAACAUCUUCCCGUUCGACGAUCCCGCCUGUCGUUUCUCCAUCGAAAGCAGCCACCUCUCGACGGGAUCGAUAUCGAGGCUCACGAUCCGAUUACGGGCCUUCGCUUCGAAUCGAGCUUCUCGAGUCUUUUCCACGCGAACGAUGCGUCGCGAAAAGUUUAGGGACGGGCCCCACGCUUCGGUCGUCGAAAGCGUCGUCACCCCGAUGCUGGAUCUCCUCGGGGUAUGCCCCGAGGAUGUUACACACCCGGGUUCACGUUUCUGCAACUACCGGAAAGCACAUGCGUUAGAGUACAACAUCCCCAUCGUCUCGUACGAGAGAAGCGACCUGUUGUACGAGUGGGUGAACGACACGACCGAAGGGAAAUCUCUGCUCAAGUCCAAGAGACUGACCUCGUUCAACGCCUACAUGGUACAUAACUUGACCGAAGACUGUCCCGAUACCAUGUCGUGGAGAGGGAACUACAGCUGCCUGCGGGUCGAGCUGGUGUUCACGCGGGACAAAGCCUUCUACUUCAGCACGGUCUUCAUCCCGGGGAUCAUCUUGGUGACGAGUAGUUUCAUCACGUUCUGGUUGGAAUGGAGUGCGGCGCCGGCUCGGGUCGUGAUCGGAGUCACCACACUUCUCACCUUCUUCACCACUUCCAACGGAUUCCGCACUUCCCUACCCGUCGUCUCCAAAUUGGGUGCCAUGAACGUGUGGGAUGGCGUGAGCAUGUUCUUCAUUUAUGCCUCGCUUCUCGAGUUCGUGCUCGUCAAUUACAUCGGGCGGAAGAAACCCCGAGGCGAAAGCGUGUAUCGGACCGGGGAAAACGCCGUGAUCCAGAGGAUCCCAGAUGUCAUCCAACGGAUCGGGAUCGCUCUGAUCGGUCCUUUCUUGGUGGGUCAGAAUCGAAAGGGAGACGGAAGAGGAGGAGCAACAGCAGAAGGGGAAGCUGGAGAAGAAAAAGGAAGCGCCGGAGGAGAGGAAAGCGCUCGAUUGAAUUCCGCGCACCUGACCGAAGGUGGAACGGGAGGAGGGGAGGCGGACGUAGUGACCCUGGAGGGUGGUAGCGAAAAGAGGAGGCGCAGGAGUAGAAGAGGGACGGAGGGAAAUGGGAAGAGACCCCCUCCUCAUCCCAUCCGCAUCGCCAAGACCAUUGACGUCAUCUCUCGCAUCAUUUUUCCCGUCGCAUAUUCAUUUUUUCUUGCCUUCUUCUUCAUCCGCUAUAAAGGUAUCUGAGACCGCGACCGAGAUUCAACCGCUACCGCGCAUCGCUGUGAUAGAACUUUCUUUGCCCUCCCACCCCUGGGUGCUCUCAUCACUCAUUAGUCAUCACUCGCCGUGUUCCCUCGACGUCGCGACGCGUUUCCUCCUUUCGUCUUCGGAUAGUCGUCUUUUUCCAUUCUCCCUCUUCCACGUUUUUCUAUGCAUGCGCACCCCGUGCAUGCCGUCCAUUCUAGGAUUUGAGCCAAGAAGUAAGGCCUUCCACAUUCCUCGACGAUCUGGGCUCUCCACGAUGCAAGCACCUUUCUUCUUUCCAUCCUUUCGGAUCAGAACAUAUCCAUUCGAUGCCUUUUUCUCUUGCCCCAUGUCCACAUGCCUGUCGGAGACAAGACGCCUAUAGAUGAAGUCGAUCGUAGGUUCGAUCGAUACGCAGUUCCUCGUUUUGUGUCUAUCUCAUUUGUUUUUUCA
Darwinula stevensoni is the source of this 3945-nucleotide messenger RNA. The record is from the annotation of a GenBank genome assembly. NCBI's taxonomy places the organism in Eukaryota, Metazoa, Arthropoda, Ostracoda, Podocopida, Darwinulidae.